UAUUUACAAACAGAAAAAGAGUAAAUCCCCUCUUUAACCAAACAUGUUUCUACAGUAAUUAACAAAGAACCAAAAAGACAAUGAGAAUGAGUGUAGAAAUGUACAUAUGAAUAUAAAAGCUGAGCUUAAAUCUUGAAUCAAUAACAGUUGUUUAACAAACUCACAGCUAUAGAGAAUUUAUAACAAAAACAACACAUUAGAAUCAUUUUAAAAUUAUACAAAAGCGACAAUGAAUUUUAAUAAAGUAUUUGUCUUUCUGGCUUUAAUUUUGGCCACUAUUUUGGAUCAAAGUCAAGGUGGUUGGCUGAAAGAUUUUGGCAAGAGAAUUGAACGUGUGGGUCAACAUACUCGUGAUGCCUCCAUACAAGCUAUUGGUGUUGCCCAACAGGCGGCAAAUGUUGCAGCAACUUUAAAGGGUUGAUUAACUUCGUUUAAGUUGUUUAAAUUUUAGUUAAUUAUUUAAUAAUGAUAAUUAAUAUUA
Messenger RNA from Calliphora vicina (urban bluebottle blowfly), 481 nucleotides. Its product is annotated as sarcotoxin-1D. Gene Ontology annotation, biological process: defense response to Gram-negative bacterium; antibacterial humoral response; defense response to Gram-positive bacterium. The transcript is spliced from 2 exons. NCBI's taxonomy places the organism in Eukaryota, Metazoa, Arthropoda, Insecta, Diptera, Calliphoridae. Gene Ontology annotation, cellular component: extracellular region. The record is from RefSeq and is a predicted model, not a curated record. Bases 230 to 421 code for a protein of 63 amino acids.